This is a messenger RNA of Hyaloscypha bicolor E, 1923 nucleotides long. RefSeq lists its product as uncharacterized. The transcript has 2 exons. Gene Ontology annotation, molecular function: L-ascorbic acid binding; peptidyl-proline dioxygenase activity; iron ion binding. Lineage: Eukaryota; Fungi; Ascomycota; Leotiomycetes; Helotiales; Hyaloscyphaceae. Bases 1 to 1923 code for a protein of 640 amino acids. Gene Ontology annotation, cellular component: cytoplasm. Gene Ontology annotation, biological process: peptidyl-proline hydroxylation; regulation of translational termination. The record is from RefSeq and is a predicted model, not a curated record.
AUGAAACGCAAAGCAGAUACCGAGGCCAACGGCCAGAAUGGCAAAAGCAUUCUUAAGAAGCGUGCAAAGACUAUUGUCUCAGACGAAGAGAUCCAGAAAAGCUUCCGAAACGGACUCUUUGACAAAGACGUGCUCGGAAAAUACACCAAGGAAUAUGCAGAUUCAGAACCCUACAAACACAGCGUUAUCAACUCUCUAAUCGACGACGAUCUCCUCCGCACCGUCCGCAACGAAAUCCGCGAAAACGUCCACUUCACACCGAAAGAGACCGAUAUCUACAAAAUCCACCAAUCUGGUGAUCUUGCCAACCUCGAUGGAUUGGAUGAUGGAGCUUUGGAGAAGCUGCCGUCUUUGCUGAAGCUGCGGGAUGCCAUGUACUCUUCUGCGUUCAGAAACUACGUUUCUGCGAUCACAGGCUCGGGGGAAUUGAGCGGCAGGAAGACGGACAUGGCUAUCAAUGUUUACAUACCUGGUUGCCAUCUGCUGUGCCAUGACGACGUGAUUGGAAGCCGGAGAGUCAGUUAUAUUCUGUACUUGACAGAUCCAGAUGUGCCCUGGAAGGAGGAGUGGGGCGGGGCAUUGAGGUUGUUUCCCACAGAGACAUUCGAAGAUGAGAAGGGAGAAAAGACUGUUACGCCGAGCCCUGAGGUUUCCAAGGUCAUUCCGCCUGCAUGGAAUCAACUGAGCUUCUUUGCCGUUCAGCCUGGCCAGAGCUUCCAUGAUGUCGAGGAGGUCUAUCAUGCAGAGACCAAGGAGCAAUUAGAGAAGGACAGGGGAAGGAUUCGGAUGGCCAUCAGUGGAUGGUAUCAUAUUCCUCAAAUUGGCGAAGAGGGUUACGUCGAAGGAGAAGAAGAGAAAUGGGGCACGAACAGUAGCCUACAACAAUUACAAGGGAACCCGGAUCGAUACGAUUUCCCCAAGUCGACCCCUGUUAUUCUUGAAUCACCAGUCGAGCCCCAUAUAGAGGAAGGAUUGGACCCGGCGGAAUGCGAUUUCUUGAUCAAGUAUAUGGCCCCGGGUUACUUGGUCCCUGAUACGUUGGAGCAGGUAGCGGAGCAGUUUGUUGAGAUAUUCAGCGUGACUCUGGAUGGACUUUUGUCAGAUAAAUUCUCGGCUCGAGUUCGGGAAUACAUCGAGGCUCAAGAGGCAAGCCUGGAGGCGGAGAGAUCUUGGGAUAUUGCAAAACCUCCUCACAAACAUCGGUUCUUGUAUCGACACCCUUCGGAGACUCUAGACGAAUCGAAUCCGCUACAUGAGCUCCUGGAUGUCUUUCUACCCAGUGCGCAGUUCAGGAAAUGGCUAGCCCUUGCGACGAAAUGCACUCUGCAAAGCUAUGAAUUGUUGGGAAGGAGAUUCCGUCGAGGACAGGACUAUGCACUUGCGACUAGUCAUGAUGGUGAGCCAAGAUUAGAGAUCAGUCUUGGUUUGACGCCAACUCCGGGCUGGGGUGCUGAAGAGGCAGCCGAAAGUGAGGAAGAUGACACUGACGAGGAUGAAUCGACGAAUGGGACAAAAGAGAAAACCAACGGUAAAUCAAAGACGAACGGGAAGCAAGAGGAAGAGGAGCCACAAGAAGACGAUGUGGGAGGUCAUGAAGUCUAUAUGGCAGGCGACGACGAAGAAGACAACGAAGAUGCCGCUAUCUACAAGACGUCCGAUGCGGAUGAGGACAAUGUUCUAUUCGCAAUGCCGGCAUCGUGGAAUACUAUGAGCAUAGUCUUGCGAGAUAGCGGGGCCUUGAAGUUUGUCAAGUACGUCAGCAGAAAUGCUAAGGGGGACAGAUGGGAUGUUAGUGGGAGUUUUGGGGUGGUUCUUGAUGAGGAUGAAGGAGAGGGGGAGGAGGAGAUGGUCACUUUGGAGGAGAGCAGCGAUGAUGAGGUGUUUAGGGGGUUUCCGGACUCUGAGGAUAGCGAUUCGGACUGA